Ilex paraguariensis (yerba mate) is the source of this 5767-nucleotide messenger RNA. The record is from the annotation of a GenBank genome assembly. NCBI's taxonomy places the organism in Eukaryota, Viridiplantae, Streptophyta, Magnoliopsida, Aquifoliales, Aquifoliaceae.
AUGUUGAAUCCAAGUGGUGGAAUUCCCCGGGGCAUAAGCCUUUCCAACACAGUCCAUUCGGAGGUCGCGCCGUGCUUGCCGUUGCCGUCUCUGCCGGUGUUUUGUGGUGCGCUUGAUGAGGUGCUCCACUUGUUCGAUGAGCAUAGCAGUUCGAGAUCGUUGAAUCGGAAUGAUGUUGUUAAUCAAGCUAGCAGAAUAGCUGAUCUGCUACGGAACACUGAUGUUUCUUACUUGAAUCUUAGAGCUGAGGCAAGUCCUCAACCUUAUGGCUAUGUGGGUUCUCUGGACCUUUAUAAUGAAGUUCUUACAUACGAUUCUGAAGCAUUUGAGCACAUAGCUCCAGGUCCUAUUAAAGAUCAAAUUUGUAGUACAGUAACCGACAAGAAGCCUUUUGAGCAAAGUGUCCCCAUAACUAAUGACGCCCAGAGAGAAUUUGGAGGAAUUCAAAAUCGUCAGCAUGGCGUCGUUGUUCCUAAUGAUGCUGUUACAUCUUCUUCUAGAAAACAGAAAGCCAAGAAGAAGGGAAGUGGUGACAUUUUGUCAUCAGCAGGUCCUGAUGCUACUGAGCGUCAAGAUGCUGCUGUUGGAAGCUUUUGUGAGUUGUUGGAGGACUUCUGUGGAAGAGCAGAAAUUCUCAGUGAUGACCGGGAUGAAGCGGAGUGGUUACCAUUGCCUAUUUCUGAUCUUAGGAUGCUUGUGAACGAAAUUAUGUCUAUUCGAGCGAAGAAAGUCCUACAUGUGGUUCCUGUAGAUGUUCUUGUGAGAAUGUUGAGAGUUUUAGAUCAUCAGAUUCAUCGGGCAGAAGGUUUAUCAAUUAAUGAUUGUGGACAUGCUGUAGAAUUGUUUCACGUUGCUGCUGUGGCCACAGUUGUGUACAGAAGGAUAGAUUGGAAAGGAUAUGGGUGGGCUUUCAUCUUGUCUUGUGCAGAUUCAGAUGUAGUGUCAUCUGUUUGUGGUGCUCUGGAAUCAAUUCAUGCAGCUCUAGCAAUAAUGGCUCAUAGGGGCAUGGCAAAGCAGCUCUAUAAAGAAGAGAUAAUUGAAAGAAUUCUGGAGUUUUCUAGGCAUCAGAUUACAGACGUUAUGUGUGCUUGUGAUCCAGCAUAUCGUGCCCUGCAUAAACCAGAUGAAAAUGGGGUUCUUGAAGGUGAAGAAGAUGAAGAGAUUGAUGCUGAUUUUGGUUCCGCAAGUAGGAAAAGGCGUACUUCUAAGAAUAUAAAAGUGAAGAAAUCAGCAGCAAACAAGAUGUCUGCUGCUGUCACCACCAUACUUCAGAAACUCUGCACGAUUAUUGGUUUUCUGAAGGAUUUGUUGUCGAUAGAGCGGCUAUCAGAUAGUUGCAUUCUGCAAUUGGUGAGGACAAGCUUUACAACAUUCUUGGUGGAUAAUAUCCAGCUCUUGCAGCUGAAAGCAAUCAAUUUAAUUAGCGGGGUAUUUUAUACAUACACACAGCAUCGCACUUAUAUAAUGGAUGAAGUACUUCAGCUGCUUCUGAAGUUACCCUUUUCGAAGCGAGUACCAAGAACCUAUCAUCUACCUGAUGAAGAGCAAAGGCAGAUUCAGAUGAUUACUGCUCUGUUGAUUCAGUUGGUUCAUUGUAGUGCAAACCUUCCUGAAGCUAUAAAGCAGACAACUAAUGGCAUUUCUUUGUUAGAAGUCUCAAUUGAUGCCAGUUACCCUACCAAAUGCCUUGAGGCAGUCACAGAGGCAUGCUGUUUGUUUUGGAGUCGUGUUCUUCAGCGGUUUACGAGUACAAAAACUCAAGAAGCAUCUGAGGUGAAGACAAUGAUGGAGAAUCUUGUAAUGGAUUUGCUGACAACAUUGAAUUUACCUGAAUAUCCUGCUUCUGCUCCUCUUUUGGAGGUUCUGUGUGUCUUACUUCUCCAAAAUGCUGGACUGAAAUCUAAAGAUGUUGCUGCUCGUUCAAUGGCCAUUGACCUUCUUGGUACUAUUGCUGCAAGGUUGAAACAUGAUGCUGUCCUGUGCAGGAGAGAAAUUUUUUGGAUAGUGCAGGAGAUGAUAAUUAAGGACAAUGCUGACUGCAGCUAUUCAAAAGAGGCAUGUUCUGUUUGUUUGGAUGCUAAGUCUGAAAAAUCCCUGUUUGUAUGUCACGGUUGUCAGAGAUUAUUUCAUGCAGACUGCAUGGGAGUUAGAGAACAUGAAGUUCCUACCCGCAGCUGGUACUGCCAGUUUUGCCUCUGCAGGAAGCAGCUUAUUGUCUUAGAAUCUUACUGCAAGUCGCAGUGCAAGGAUGAUGAGAAAAAGAAUCAUAGUUCGUCAGAAAAGUCAUCUGAAUCAACCUAUCCACCUACAAAAGUGGAGAUUGUCCAGCAGAUGCUUUUGAAUUACCUCCAGGACUCUGGGUCUGCCACUGAUGUGCAUCUCUUUACCCGCUGGUUUUAUCUUUGCCUGUGGUACAAAGAUGACCCUAAUUCUCGACAGAAGUUGUUCUUCUACCUUGCCAGAUUGAAAUCGGAAGCAAUUGUGCACGACUCUAGGAUUAGUUCUUCAUUAUUUACCAGGGAUUCAGUCAAGAAGAUAGCGAUGGCAUUGGGACAAAAUAAUUCUUUCUCCAGAGGCUUGGAUAAGAUUCUUCAUAUGCUUCUGGCAAGUCUAAGGGAGAACUCACCUGUGAUUCGGGCCAAGGCAUUACGAGCUGUUAGUAUCAUUGUAGAGGCUGAUCCAGAGGUUUUGUGUGAUAAGCUUGUUCAAACAGCCGUUGAAGGAAGGUUUUGUGACUCAGCUAUAUCUGCAAGAGAAGCAGCGCUGGAACUUGUUGGGCGGCAUAUUGCAUCACAUCCUGGUGUUGGUUUGAAGUAUUUCGAAAAGGUUGCUGAGAGAAUGAAGGAUACUGGAGUUAGUGUCCGAAAGCGAGCCAUCAAAAUCAUAAGAGAUAUGUGUAUUUCAAACACUACCUUCACAGAGUUUACAAGUGCUUGUGUUGAGAUCAUUUCUCGUGUGAAUGAUGAAGAAUCCAGUAUUCAGGAUCUAGUCUGCAAAACUUUUUAUGAGUUCUGGUUUGAGGAACCUUCUGGCUCACACACUCGUCUUUUUGGAGAUGGUAGUUCUGUUCCCUUGGAGGUGGCUAAGAAGACUGAGCAGAUUGUUGAGAUGUUGCGAAGGAUGCCUAGUUAUCAACCCCUUAUAACCGUCAUUAAGCGCAACUUAGCCCUUGAUUUUUUUCCCCAAUCAAUGAAAGCUGCUGGGAUCAACCCUGUGUCACUUGCUUCGGUACGUAAGCGCUGUGAGUUAAUGUGCAAGUGCUUGUUGGAGAGGAUAUUGCAGGCGGAGGAAAUGAACAAUGAAGAAGUGGAGGGUCACACACUUCCUUAUGUCCUGCUCUUGCAUGCUUUCUGUGUUGUGGAUCCUACACUCUGUGCACCGGUUUCUGAUCCUUCCCAGUUUGUAGUCACGCUACAGCCCUAUUUAAAGACUCAGGCCAACAAUCGGGUAGUCGCACAGCUACUGGAGAGUAUAAUCUUUGUGAUUGAUUCUGUUUUGCCUAUGCUUCGGAAGCUUCCUCAAAGUGUAAUUGAAGAACUAGAACAAGAUCUAAAGCAAAUGAUUGUUCGACAUUCUUUCUUGACAGUGGUACAUGCUUGCAUCAGGUGCCUUUGCUCAGUGUGUAAAUUAGCGGGAAAAGGUUCAGCUGUAGUUGAGUAUCUUAUCCAGUUAUUUUCCAAACGUUUGGAUGCCCUCGGUUUUGAAAAUAAGCAGCUAGUGGGCCGCUCUCUUUUCUGUCUUGGGUUGCUAAUACGUUAUGGUAACUCUUUGCUGAGUAUGUCCUGCUCCAGCAACAGAAAUAUAGAUGUUGUAAGCAGCCUCAACCUGUUUAAGAAGUAUCUCCAGGCUGAGGACUUUGUUAUAAAGGUCAGGUCUUUGCAGGCAUUGGGCUAUGUUUUGAUUGCUCGGCCUGAAUAUAUGUUGGAAAAGGAUGUGGGAAGAAUAUUGGAGGCUACACUGUCAUCAAAUACUGAUGCUCGUCUUAAGAUGCAAGCAUUGCAAAACAUGUAUGAUUAUCUUCUUGAUGCUGAAAGUCAAAUGGGAAGUGAUAAAGCCAGUAAUGCAGAUAUAAUAGAUGGGGGCCACAAUGUACCUGUUGCUGCAGGUGCAGGUGAUACUAACAUCUGCGGCGGAAUAGUUCAGUUGUAUUGGGAUAGAAUUUUAGGGAGGUGUUUGGAUGUGAAUGAACAAGUGCGCCAGUCUGCUCUCAAGAUUGUGGAAGUUGUGCUGCGCCAAGGUUUAGUCCAUCCAAUUACUUGUGUUCCAUACCUUAUAGCACUUGAAACAGAUCCUGAGGAGGGGAAUUCGAAGCUGGCUCAUCAUUUGCUGUUGAAUAUGAACGAGAAGUAUCCUGCUUUUUUUGAGAGCCGGCUGGGAGAUGGCCUUCAGAUGUCAUUUAUCUUCAUACAGUGUAUAAGUGAAAGUUCUCCUGGCAAUUUAUUCCAUAAAGCCCAGUCCAAGUUAACUGGUGCUUUGAAGGGGAAAUCAGAUAGUGGUUCUUUUUCUUAUGCAAGGUUUGGUGUUUCUCGAAUUUACAAGCUCAUCCGUGGAAAUCGUGUUUCAAGGAACAAGUUUAUGGCUUCUGUUGUGCGGAAGUUUGAUACUCCAAGCUGGAAUGACUCAGUAAUCCCUUUUCUGAAGUAUUGUGCAGAAAUCCUCGCUUUACUCCCUUUCACAUUGCCUGAUGAGCCUCUUUAUUUGAUCUAUGCUAUAAAUCGGAUUAUGCAAGUUAGAGCUGGAACGCUAGAGGCAAAUAUGAAGGUCUUUCUGCAUUUUUUACAAGGAAAUGAUCAAAAGAUACCUAAUGGAAAUGGGACAAUGAAACCAGAGCCAUCUUCUCUACACAAUUAUAAUCAUGCUUUAUCAGUUGAUGUGAAUGAGACAGUUCAGGAAGAGUUAGCUGGUCAUUAUAUUUCUAAUCAUAACGAGUAUGAGGACUCAAAUUUACAUGCUACAACCUCAGGCAAUUCUUGUUGCAUCUCUGGAGAUGAUCUGCAGAAAAUCCAGGUCGAUUGUCUGGCAGCUGGUGCAUUACAACUCCUCCUAAAGCUAAAGAGGCAUCUAAAAAUUGUGUAUAGUCUAAAUGAUGCCCGUUGCCAGGUUUUUACUCCAAAUGAACCUCCAAAACCAGGAGAGGUUUUUUCGAGACUGAACAUUCCUUUCGACGUUGGUGAAGUACACAUUGAUCUGCCUACUACUUAUCAAGGCUUGUUACAAAGAUAUCAGGAAUUCAAGAAUGCCUUGAAGGAAGACACGGUUGAUUAUUCAACCUACACAGCAAAUAUCAAAAGGAAACGCCCUCCUCCAAGAAAGGGUGGGAAGUCCAGCCAUUUUAUGGGUGGCGACGGUGAAGAUGAUGAUGAUGAAGAUUGGGGAAGUGGCGUACGGAGGCUAAAUAACGGUGGCAGGAAAGGCAGUAGAAGUAGGCAGCGUUUAGAAUUGUAAAUACUUACAGGUAAAGCUAACAUGUACAGUUUGUAGGAGAGAAGAUAACGACAUAGAAGCAGCAAGAACAAGAACGGUGGAAAAGUAGAAUGAGGGCGAACAUCAAUGGCCGGGUCCCAAAGAUUCUGAAGUUGUUUUCAUCUCGUAACUUGCUUGGCUUAAUAUUCAUAGUGCUCUGAUUUUUGGCAUGAUUUACAACCAUUGUAGAUGCCUCGCCCAGAUGGCAUGUGAUGCAGCCUUCAGGUUAGGCUUUGAACUAUCUGAAAGCUUCACAUUAGGCUUUCAUUCAGAGUUGAGGAUUGACGGGGAGAAAUUUUUGGUG